UUCCCACUUGGUUUUCUCUCUUAGGUGUUCUUUGAAGUCACAUAACUUUAGCUCUGAAGAAUGUCCUGAGUAUCGGACAAACAAGGCAGAGUUUAGGACCCAGGGAUUAUUUUUGUGUGUAUGUUUUUUCUCCUCUUUGGCUUGCAGCCUGUGACAGCUGACCGAAAAUCAAUGAAGUGUACUUUAAGAAGCUUCACAGUGGUGCAAGAUAAGGCUCAAAAGCGAUUCUCCUUGUUCCCAGCCUAUUAGCCCUCCUGGUUUAGUAUUGUUUCGCUGUAACUGGGUUCUCAGAUGGAAAUGGUUUGCCUCUGAAGAUCAAGACAUCCAGCACGAGAUGUGGCUGCGAUAAUGGGGGUGCUAGAUGUUAUUACAGUCUCUCUCCUUCUUUGUGCUCGCAGUUCAGCUUUCACUGUAUUCAGCUCAUUUGCUGAGAAUGAAGAUGCACUUUUACGGCACUUAUUUCGCGGGUACCAGAAAUGGAUCAGACCAGUGAGACAUUCCAACGAUACUAUUAAGGUCUACUUUGGAUUGAAGAUAUCCCAGCUGGUAGAUGUGGAUGAAAAGAAUCAGCUGAUGACAACUAAUGUGUGGCUAAAACAGGAAUGGAUUGACAACAAAUUGUGCUGGAACCCUGAAGACUAUGGUGGGAUCACUGCCAUUCGGGUCCCAUCGGAAUCUCUCUGGCUUCCAGAUAUUGUUUUAUUUGAAAAUGCUGAUGGGCGCUUUGAAGGUUCACUGAUGACAAAAGCAAUUAUCAAAUACAACGGGAUAGUGGUCUGGACACCUCCAGCCAGUUACAAAAGUUCAUGCACUAUGGAUGUGACCUUCUUCCCAUUUGACAGACAGAACUGCUCAAUGAAAUUCGGAUCGUGGACUUAUGAUGGCAACAUGGUUGACUUAAUCCUAGUCGACGAAAACGUGGACAGGACAGAUUUCUUUGAUAAUGGAGAAUGGGAAAUCCUGAAUGCAAAGGGAAUGAAGGGAAACCGAAAAGACGGACUGUAUUCUUAUCCUUUCAUAACCUAUUCAUUUGUUCUCAGGCGCCUUCCACUCUUUUACACUCUAUUUUUAAUAGUCCCAUGCCUGGGGUUGUCAUUUUUAACAGUGCUGGUGUUUUACUUGCCUUCGGAUGAGGGAGAGAAACUUUCACUCUCAACCUCUGUUUUGGUCUCCCUCACUGUUUUCCUCUUAGUCAUUGAAGAAAUUAUCCCUUCGUCUUCCAAAGUCAUACCCUUGAUUGGCGAGUACUUGUUGUUCAUUAUGAUUUUUGUCACGCUGUCGAUCAUCGUGACGAUUUUUGUAAUUAACGUGCACCAUCGCUCUUCCUCAACCUACCAUCCGAUGGCUCCCUGGGUGAAAAGGCUUUUCUUGCAGAAACUCCCCAGGCUGCUCUGCAUGAAAGGGCACGUCGAUCGCUUUUCCUUCUCCGAUCCCGAAGGAACGCUGAAACAAAAGCUGGCGAGAAAACAUAAACAUAAACAUUUCAAAGACGGAGAAAAAGUCGUGAUUGCAUUCUUGGAAAAGGCUGCAGAUUCCAUCAAGUAUAUCUCCAGGCAUGUUAAAAAAGAACACUUCAUCAGGCAGGUCGUACAAGACUGGAAGUUUGUUGCUCAGGUUCUGGAUCGCAUCUUCCUGUGGCUAUUUUUGGUGGUUUCUGUGAUGGGCUCUGUUCUCAUAUUUACUCCUGCAUUGAAGAUGUGGUUGCACAGUGGUUUGUAGAUCACGUUGUCUUCUUAUGUGCAAAUCUGCUUAAAGGAAGGAUGGAAGCAGAGUGCCAAAGCUGAUCUUUCACUAAUGUCCAAAUACCUACUGAGAAGACUCAAAAUGUCACUGCCAUUUGUAGGAAAUCAGUGUUUACCCUGAUAAAGUUUUAAGGCUGAAUCUUGUGCCUGUUGUCCUGAGAGUAAGUCCCAUUCAACUUACUAGGGAAUUAAGUAUACUUAGAUGUGUACAGGAUUGCACCAGUAAUCUUUUGAAUGGUUGCACACAUGAAGGGUUCAAUGUCCAUGUUUGUUAGUUUUGUAGGUAUUUAUAGGCUACCUAAGAUGCACCAGAAGAAAUAUACCUAUAUAUGGUAUAUAUAAACCUAUAUAUCAUAAGCACAUAAACUAGAAAUAUCUCAGCUAAAAAUGAUAUUGGUUUUAUGCCAAUUUAUACCAUGGGUGUGGAAGAACCUGUGGACCUCCAGAUGAUUUUGGAAUCCAGUUCUCAGUCCCAGCUGGUCUGCCCAGCAUGAGUUGCAGUCCAACAAUAUUUAGAGGGUUGCCCUUUUCUCACCAGUCAUUUCAAUAGCCCUGGCUUUCCUCCAAAGAAUUAGUAAAACCUGUGAAAUUUCCUGGGGAUUCCUUGGGAAAAAAUAACUUGUACUUCGUUUCCAUACAACUAUUGCUGAAAAAACCCCUCAGAAAACCCAAGAAAAUUCAACUGUCUAGAGUUUGUCUGUGGUGGGUAGAUACAUACUACUUUUAAAGUUUUAUUUUUGUCUCAGUUUGCACAAAAUUAUCUAUUUAGCAAUAACCCACUGGUACUGGGAAAUUUUUCUAAGAUAAUUGGCCAAAAACAUUAAUCGAUAAAGAUGUACAUCAAAUUUUAUUAAGUAAUAAUUAAUAUUCGCACAGAUAUAAAUAUUCCAUUUAAUGAAAAUGAUCUACUGAAGGUUGAUAUCCUUAUGUAUUUAUUUCACUAUUUUUUUAAAAAAAGAAUGUUUAAUAUAUGUAAAGUCAUAGGGCAUGUGCAUAACUUUAAGUAUAAUAAGCACAGAUACUUUAUAUUUUAAUAUAAUGAUAGUUGAAUAUAUAUAGAGGGGGGGAGGGAGAUAGAGAGAUAAAUAUAUUUAUUGCGCACAGUGCACAUUUACUUGUCCAUUAUAGGUGAAAUCUCAUAUUUGUUUUCAUUUAUGAAAGCUUUUCUCAUUUUCCUCUUUUGUUUGGCAAAGCCACUCCCACUCAGCUCUCGGGAAGCUUUUGGAGUGUUCGCAAAGUUUUGUGUGUUACUGAAGGAUUCUGAUUUAAAUUCACUAUCUUGGAGUCCUUAACUCUUGUGUAUUCCCUACCAGUAAAUUUAACUGAGAAAUGUCGAUUGAACUCACAUUUAUACAAAUGGAAACCCAAGCAAACUGCAGG
Messenger RNA from Anolis sagrei ordinatus, 3122 nucleotides. RefSeq names its product cholinergic receptor nicotinic beta 3 subunit (gene CHRNB3). Gene Ontology annotation, biological process: monoatomic ion transmembrane transport; regulation of membrane potential; nervous system process. NCBI's taxonomy places the organism in Eukaryota, Metazoa, Chordata, Lepidosauria, Squamata, Anolidae. Gene Ontology annotation, molecular function: acetylcholine-gated monoatomic cation-selective channel activity; acetylcholine receptor activity. The record is from RefSeq and is a predicted model, not a curated record. Gene Ontology annotation, cellular component: postsynaptic membrane; plasma membrane; synapse.